This is a messenger RNA of Lates calcarifer (barramundi perch), 2379 nucleotides long. It is a transcript of the gene agtr1b, whose product is annotated as angiotensin II receptor, type 1b. Gene Ontology annotation, molecular function: angiotensin type II receptor activity. The record is from RefSeq and is a predicted model, not a curated record. Gene Ontology annotation, cellular component: membrane. The coding region runs from base 425 to 1516 and encodes 363 amino acids. Lineage: Eukaryota; Metazoa; Chordata; Actinopteri; Centropomidae. Gene Ontology annotation, biological process: immune response; G protein-coupled receptor signaling pathway; regulation of vasoconstriction. The transcript has 2 exons.
UUGUUUGUGUGUGUGUGCGCACAGACUGUUGGCUGGAGAGAGAUGGGCUAGGACAAUACGUAGCUGGCUGCCUCUAAUAUAAUUCAUUCUUUAUGUGAGUGUGUGUGUGUGAGAGAGAGAGAGAGAGAGAGAGAGAGUGAGUAGUGGGGGGUGUGUGUGUGUGUGAGAGUGUGUUUGUGUGUCAGACGGUAUUCCUGCUCGUCUCGCUCCAGUUAAAGUUAAAUCAGAGGCAGUCACUGGCACACUGCGGUGGUCUCUCUAUCUCUCUGACUGUCCUGCUCUGAAAGCAUCAACAGCCUCCUGGUUCAACACCACAGGACUCGCUGAGGCCCUUGCCCAAGGCCUGUAUCAGUCACCACAGACGCACCCUGCCGACAGGGCCCCUUGUUUAAAAGUCCCAGGAUCUGGCACUAAAAAAGGGAAAAUGAAGAAUAUAACGACAGGAGCGACAGACAGGUUAGUUCUGACAUGCGGUAUGUCUGGACACCAUGAAAUCAUCUUCACCCUGGUGCCCAUCGUCUAUGGCUGUAACUUUGUCAUCGGCAUUAUUGGAAACAGUAUGGUGGUGGCCGUCAUCUACUGCUACAUGAAGUUCAAGACAGUGGCCAACAUUUUUGUCCUCAACCUUGCUGUGUCUGACCUCACCUUCCUCAUCACUUUGCCCAUGUGGGCGACCUUCACUGCCACAGGCUAUCACUGGCCCUUUGGGGGAUUCCUGUGCAAGGCCAGCGCAGGGCUGGUGAUUUUUAACCUCUACACCAGCAUCUUCUUCCUCACAGCACUCAGCAUUGACCGGUACCUGGCCAUUGUCCACCCAGUGCGAUCACGCAGGUUCCGCACCGUGGUGUACGCACGCAUCACCUGCGUAGUGAUCUGGCUUUUUGCCUUUGUGCUUAGUGUUCCCACAGCACUGACCAGAGAUGUCCACAACCUCACAGACUCUAACACCACAGUGUGUGGCAUUCUGCACCCGAAAAAUGAAAAUGUCCAGAGGUUGAAAGAGCUCCGGCUGGCCAUCAGCCUGAUGAAAAGCUUGCUGGGCUUCCUGGUGCCCUUUGUCAUCAUCAUCACCUGUUACUGCCUCAUCGGACGGGCGCUGCUGGGGGCAAAACACAUCCAGAAAAGCUCCCGUUCCCGCGACGACGAGGUAUUGCAUAUGCUCGCAGCAGCUGUCCUGGCCUUCUUCCUGUGCUGGAUGCCCCAUCAGGUGUUCCAUUUCAUGGAGGUGCUCACCCAGCUGAAACUGGUGGAGAACUGUGCCAUCGUGGAAAUCAUAGACACCGCCAUGCCCUUCACCAUCUGCAUCGCCUACUUCAACAGUUGUGUUAACCCUAUUGUGUACGGCUUUGUGGGGCGCAGCUUUCGCAAAAACUUAUUACGGCUGUUGCGCUGCUCGCCAGGUGGACCCACCAGGCCUCACCCGAGCAUUAGCUCCAAGAUGAGCGCCCUGUCCUUCCGUGCCUCGGAAGCACUGAGUCUAACAUCCAAAAGUAAGAGCUCCUCUGACGUUAAGUGAAAGAAAAGGGGAAAAAAGAGGGUACGAGUUCACUCUCCCCGCUCUUUUGGUCUGUGGUUGGAGUCCGGGGUUAGAGACUUUCCAUGCUUUUAAAACCCCAACUGUAUUACCGAGCACUGAACCAUGGAAAGAGGCUGUAAAGUUGUAUUCAUGUCCCUCUGUGAGUCAAAGAAAUAUUCACUAUCUUAUACAAUCUGCAGAAUAGUUAUUUGUAAACCAUCACACUCAUACUUGUCACAUUCCUGCUGGCAAAAGUCUCUGUCAGUGUCACAAAGUAAAAAAAAAUAUAUUAAUGGAGUAUUUCCCUGCGAGAGAAGACCAUACAUGAUCACAGAAACCAUUAUUUAUAUAAGAUAUAUAUGUACUGUUGGAUUUUGUCACCAUUAUAUCUUAAGGAUACAGUGCAGUAAUAUAUUGUCCCGUGAUAACUACUCUGUGUGCUCAGCAGGUCUUUCAUUAGUUGGAACAGAAAGAGCAAAAGAAAAAAAAAACUUAAAAAGCUAGUCAUGCAUGCUCUGCCCACAGCUGUAUACAUGGAAUUGGAAAUUUGUAGCAAAAAUAUGUUGUAAAUUCAUAUCAUUUAUUAAUAUACUUGACUAUAUGCUAUAUAGUAUCGUCAAAUGAUGUGCUCUGUGUGAAAAUGUAUAAGUGUUGCAUAAUAAGACUGUAAUUCUGAGAUGUUCCAGGUCUGGGAGUAACACACUGUAUAAAUAAGAGUGCUACACAAACAUUCUUGGUUGGGUGAUCUUUGUCAAUCUAUCUGUGGUGGUUGUAUUUGUGGUAUUUAAACAUGUUGAUAGAUUUUUUUUCUACUCUCUAAGUGUACAGUUUGUGAAUGUAUGAAAAUAAAAUGAAAAAAUCUA